Messenger RNA from Mollisia scopiformis, 2067 nucleotides. Its product is annotated as Na+/solute symporter. Gene Ontology annotation, molecular function: urea transmembrane transporter activity. NCBI's taxonomy places the organism in Eukaryota, Fungi, Ascomycota, Leotiomycetes, Helotiales, Mollisiaceae. Bases 1 to 2067 code for a protein of 688 amino acids. The record is from RefSeq and is a predicted model, not a curated record. The transcript is spliced from 8 exons. Gene Ontology annotation, biological process: urea transmembrane transport. Gene Ontology annotation, cellular component: plasma membrane.
AUGUCUACAAGCACAAUUGCCCCAGUCCUACCUGAAGGUGCUGGAUAUGGAGUCGUCGUUGGUAUUGGGUUUUUCUUUGCCAUUGUUAUGGCGGGAAUAUCCUAUAUACAGAAUCGAUAUACCAAAUACUCCACAAGAGGUAGCGAGGAAUUCAACACUGCAAGUAGAAGUGUGAAGUCAGGCUUGAUAGCGGCAGGUAUUGUCUCGGCUUGGACUUGGGCUGCAACGCUCUUACAAAGUUCAACUGUGGCCUACGAGUACGGUAUUUCUGGACCAUUUUGGUAUGCUGCCGGCGCUACGGUACAAAUAUUCAUGUUCGCUAUUCUCGCUUGCAAGGUGAAGCAGAAUGCUCCGCGAUGCCAUACUUUCCUCGAGAUCAUUCAUCGCAGAUAUGGGACUGCAACUCACUUGGUGUUCAUCUUCUUUGCUUUGCUCACCAACAUCCUUGUCGCUAGCCAACUGCUUUUGGGAGGAAGUGCUGUUGUCACUGCCCUCACCGGGAUGAAUGUCUAUGCUGCCAUUUUCCUAAUUCCACUCGGAGUCUCAGUCUACGUAGUUCUCGGCGGCCUUCGAGCUACAUUCCUCUGCGACUACACCCACACCUUCAUCGUCAUGAUCAUCAUCCUCUAUUUCAUGUUCUCAGUCUACACGUCCAGCGACCUAAUCGGCUCACCAACGAAGAUGUUUGAGCUGCUCGCCGAAGCAUCGAUCAAGAGACCUGUUGCUGGGAAUCAAGAUGGCUCUUAUCUCACUCUGAAAUCCAAUUAUGGGCUUAUUUUUGGGGUUAUUCAGCUUUGCUCCGGGAUGGGGACGGUGUUUCUUGAUCAGGGGUAUUGGCAGCGGGCUAUUGCUAGUAGACCGACGACGGCGGUGAAGGCGUAUAUUUUGGGUGGGAUGGCCUGGUUUGCCAUUCCUUUUGGUUUUGCAACAACACUGGGCCUCGCCGCCGUCGCUCUAACGGACAAUCCCGCCUAUCCUACAUAUCCAAACAACAUGACCAGCUCCCAAAUUUCAUCCGGCCUAUCUGCACCUUUCGCAGCCGUCGCCCUUCUCGGCAAACCAGGUGCAAUCGCUCUCCUGUUAACCCUCUUCAUGGCUGUCACAUCCUCAUCCUCAUCUGAACUCAUUGCCGUUUCAUCUAUCUUGACUUUCGACGUCUACAAAAUGUACAUCAAGCCGUUCGCUACCCCCGACCAACUGAUUAAGAUUGCUCACAUUAUGAUCUGUGUCUUUGGGCUCAUUAUGGCUGCUUUUGCUUGCAUCUGGGAAGCUAUUGGUAUUGAUCUCGGCUGGCUCUUCCUAGUGAUGGGUCUCCUGAUCGGAGGGGCUGUCUUCCCAGCGGCUUUUGCAGUGACCUGGAAAAAGCAAUCGAAGUACGGCGCCGUAUUCGGAGCCAUAGGCGGUCUUUGCGCUGGUCUCAUCGCCUGGCUCGUUGAAGCAAAAGUCUAUUACGGUGAACUAUCAGUCGCUUCAACAGGCGGCAAUUACCCCACACUGGCAGGAAACAUGGCUAGUGUCUUGACCGGAUUAAUCCUCACUGUUGUGGUAUCAUAUAUCAAGCCAGAUGAUUUCGACUGGGAGAUCACAAGAGGCAUCAAUCUCGCAACCGAAGCCACGGACAACGAAAGCAUGGAGCAAACGCCUAUGGAAUCAUCAGACUCAGAGAAAAAGACCGCAGAUCCAACCGCAAACCCCAACCCCACCAUCGCACACCGAACUCAACGCCCUGUGCUCCCAACGAUCCAACUCGAAAACGCCGAAGCCCUCGAAGACCAAGCCGUCAUGGAAGACCCCACCCGCCUCAAGGGCGCCUUCCGCUUCGCUUGCAUAUCUGCUACCAUCUUAACGCUGCUGAUGGAUUUCAUCAUUCCGAUGCCGAUGUUUUUCACGCAUUAUAUCUUUUCGAAGGGAUUCUUUGUGGGGUGGGUGGUGAUUAGUUUUCUGUGGGUCUUCUUUGCGCUUUUUACUUGUGCGAUUUUGCCGGUUUGGGAGGCGACGGGGUUCUUUAGGGAUUUGGUGGGGGAAGUUUGGGUGGGGAAGAAGGGGGAGGUGGAGGGUGAGGAGUAA